UUAUUCAAGACUAUAUUACAGAAAAAGAAGAUGAAAGUUGCAACUGCUUGGCUCUUUAUAAUUUUAAAUGCUGAUAUGAACGAGUGCGGCCUUAAAAGCCAUGCGGAACUCAUACUCCAGGCAAUAAAGGUUGAUAACAAGAUAAAAGAUCUUGUCCGUAAAGUCACAGGGUUUGCAAAGGGCAAUUCUGAGUUUAAGGAAAAAUAUGAAAAUUUGAGGAUUCCGUUAAUGGAAAAUUAUACAAGUUUGCAUAAAAAACUUGACCAAGUAAGAGUAUUCGAAACAUACAACAAGGAACGACUUCACUUAGAAAAAAAUAUUUUGAUGGCUAUUUAUAAAAUAAAUACAUCAUCGUCUGAAAACUGUAAAAAGUUUCAUAAAAAUCUUCGUAAGCAUCUGGUACUCAAGCUAUCCGAUUCAAAUAUAAACAAAAAUGAGACCUUAAAAAACUUAAAAGACCGAAUUUGCCAGGAGAAAGACGAUUUAACAGCAAACAACAAUGGUCAUAAUACUCCUACCGGUGUUGCCACGAUCCCCAGCAAUUAUAUUCCUUCAACUAAAAUAACGCGAACUUCAAUACUUACAACUACUAUAUUCAAUAAUAUAGAGCUUUUGGAAUCAAGUAAAAGUAAGAGCAGGACCCAUUACUCCGACAUUUUUGUUUCUACUGCCAUAUUAACUACGGUGUCUAAAAAGUCUUUAAAAAGAACGUUAAAAAAAAAUUCUACUUCCUCUGAAAUUUUCACAUCAAGCACAUCGAUGAUAAGGACCAAUUCCGCUAAACUUACUGUAUCAAGCAAAUAUUUGAUACAUCAAUCUUCUUCCAUUUGCGGAACGGUUCGUGAGGUUUUGCCGUGCCGAAAAUUUCUUGUUCUCUCAACUAUACCUGGAAAAUGUUUCUGUCUGCUUGAAUCAGUGCUAAAUUUAGUUGACAGUUUUUUAAUUGACGGGCAAAAAUUCAAAAUUUAAAAUAAAUAGUACAUUUAUGCUACCAUGUGUUCGCACCGCCAAUAAAGCUAACUAACGACAAGAAA
Drosophila biarmipes is the source of this 1034-nucleotide messenger RNA. RefSeq lists its product as uncharacterized. The transcript is spliced from 5 exons. Lineage: Eukaryota; Metazoa; Arthropoda; Insecta; Diptera; Drosophilidae. The record is from RefSeq and is a predicted model, not a curated record. The coding region runs from base 31 to 969 and encodes 312 amino acids.